Messenger RNA from Notodromas monacha, 475 nucleotides. The record is from the annotation of a GenBank genome assembly. NCBI's taxonomy places the organism in Eukaryota, Metazoa, Arthropoda, Ostracoda, Podocopida, Cyprididae.
AGGUCUGUCUUGUUGUCACAUGUGGUAGAGACGUGAACAUAAUGCUCUUCUCUUGAUGACAUCGGAGAACAGGACGCUGCUUUAUCUGCCUUCAAAGAAUUCUACUGUGGUUUGAGAUUGUCAUCACGUACGAUCGGUUAUGGCGGACAAAGAAAGAACGGUGUCUUCGGAAUGGUUGGAACUUGACGAUGCUGAAGGAACUUUGAAGGAGCUUGAGGUUCUGAAAACCAAGAACGUAUCUCUCAUUCCUCCGCUCCUGAACGCAUACCUGCAUCAUAUUGCCGUGACUGGUGAUACAGAGUAUUCAUGGGAGCUGCUACGUCAUUUGCUGAAAGUUAAAAUUGAAUCCGUCGUCGAAGAAUUUCUUCAAAUUUCUCCAAUAGAUGAAAUACCUCGCUGUCCAAAUGUUGAGCGGUUUAACUUCGCCGCAUUGAAAAGCUUCCUGCUUGAAAGAUUAGCAUCUUACACGAGGUGA